Messenger RNA from Cantharellus anzutake, 305 nucleotides. RefSeq lists its product as uncharacterized. NCBI's taxonomy places the organism in Eukaryota, Fungi, Basidiomycota, Agaricomycetes, Cantharellales, Hydnaceae. The coding region runs from base 119 to 286 and encodes 55 amino acids. The record is from RefSeq and is a predicted model, not a curated record. The transcript is spliced from 3 exons.
GGGCACGGCAGCAGUUGGGGAUAUCAUUUCACCGUCGCAGGGUAUGUCGCGGAACGCUACCGACUAAAAGGUUCCAGGUUAUUUUGCUGGUCGUCGCGGUCGCCAGUGGCCUAGAAUAAUGUUGGAUUUUUCUUGUCCUAUCGCUCCCUCGGCUACUUCACGUACGCGCCAAUUUUCGACUGACCCGCUGCCUACAAGUUACAACUCUCGCGACAUAACCUUCCCCUUGCUCUACUACUGCGACUCGCUUGCCCCGCUGCGACUCACUUGUGUUGCGAGUGCAUAACUUCCAGCCCUUCUUCAUU